UUUUUUAGUACUCUCUCCCUAAAAUUUCUUCUGCUUCUCCUGGAUCCGGUCUGAGAAAAAAAAAAAAAAAAUCUUCAAUCCACAAUCUAUCCAUGUAGAGAUAAUCUCUCGGAGAAGAGGAAUCAAUUAUGUCUGAAGUUUCAUGGAAAGUCAUUUAAUUUUCCCGGAAAGUUAGAGAAGUUUUUACGGAAAUGGACGAGACUUUCUUCGAUCUGAUGGAGCUUUGGAAGAAACCCUCGAUCACCGAAACAUUCGUCGACAUUUUGCUUUGUGCAGUGCCUAUAUGGCUCGCCGUCAUGAUCGGCCUCGUUAUUGGCUGGUCGUGGCGCCCCAGGUGGACUGGCUUGGUUUUCCUUGGCCUUCGAAGCAAGUUCAGGUUUUUGUGGACGGCGCCCCCGGGGUUUGGAGCUCGACGGCUCUGGUUGGCUUUCACGGCUCUCUCGGCUUUCUCUGUUUGCCGCACCAUCUGGUCCAAUUUCAAGGGUAAGAAUGGAAAAUCAGCGGCGACGGCAUCAACUUCCGCAUCGACGCUGCCGGCCUUGGCGAGAAAUUCGGGUGAGGGUGGCAGUGAUUCUAUUAGCUCCCAUAGUGAACCUCAGGCAGGAGAGGAAAUUGUCACAGAGAAUGAUUUAGAACACCUGUUGCAUCUUCUUGAGGGUAAGGAUGGACAAAUGGAAUGGCAAUCUAUGAUGGAAAGGUCUACCGCGAACAUGGCAUAUCAAGCUUGGUGCCUUGAGCAUCAGACAGGUCCUACUAUAUUUCGUAGUAAAACUAUAUUUGAGGAUGCAACUGCAGAACUGGUUAGAGAUUUCUUCUGGGAUGAUGAGUUUCGACUUAAAUGGGAUCCGAUGCUUGCAUACUUCGAAAUAUUAGAGGAAUUCCCUUGUACAGGGACGAUGAUUGUUAACUGGAUAAAAAAGUUCCCAUUUUUCUGCAGUGAUCGUGAAUAUAUCAUUGGUCGAAGAAUAUGGGAGGCUGGGAAAACAUAUUAUUGUGUGACCAAGGGGGUGCCAUAUCCUGGCCUGCCCAAGCGUGACAAGCCAAGGCGUGUGGAGCAUUAUUUCUCGAGUUGGGUUAUCAGGGCUGUGGAAUCUCGAAAAGGAGAUGGACAGAUGUCUGGAUGUGAAGUUAUCCUUUUACAUUGUGAGGAUAUGGGAAUCCCCAAAGAUGUGGCUAAGCUGGGAUUGCGUCAUGGUAUGUGGGGAACUGUCAAGAAGUUGCACUCUGGCAUGAGGGCAUAUCAGAAUGCUAGGAUAUCAGAGGCUUCAUUGUCAAGAAGCGCACUCAUGGCGAGAAUUACAACAAAAAUUUCUUUUGACGAAAGUAUGGACUCUUCAGAGCCUGUGACUGGCGAAGUGGAUAAAGGUCAAGUGGUAGACAUUAAAAGACACAAGGAUCAUGGCAUUGACUGGAAAUGGAUAGUUAUAGGAGGAACAGUAGCUCUGGUGUGUGGACUUCAUUCUGGUGCUGUUGGAAAGGGCUUGUUGCUUGGUGCAGGGCAAAGAAUUGCGCGGAGAUGAGAGUUUUCUAGUUGAAGGACAUUUUAGCUCUAUUUGAUUUUCAAGGAUUUGUAAAAUUGUAUUCAACUAACUAGCUGAGGUAUCAAUGAUCAUUAUCAAAAGAUCAAUGAUGUGUUAUUAAA
This is a messenger RNA of Hevea brasiliensis (rubber tree), 1642 nucleotides long. RefSeq lists its product as uncharacterized. The transcript is spliced from 6 exons. Gene Ontology annotation, molecular function: lipid binding. Lineage: Eukaryota; Viridiplantae; Streptophyta; Magnoliopsida; Malpighiales; Euphorbiaceae. The coding region runs from base 192 to 1520 and encodes 442 amino acids. The record is from RefSeq and is a predicted model, not a curated record.